Messenger RNA from Fusarium coffeatum, 2532 nucleotides. RefSeq lists its product as uncharacterized. The transcript has a single exon. The record is from RefSeq and is a predicted model, not a curated record. Bases 1 to 2532 code for a protein of 843 amino acids. Lineage: Eukaryota; Fungi; Ascomycota; Sordariomycetes; Hypocreales; Nectriaceae.
AUGCCGGAGACUUUAGAUCCCGGAACUCCAACUAUCACGCCGCCCGUCUCGCCGGGCGGUGGCGUCGAGAGGCGGCGCUCAAGAAAUCCUCUCAAGAACAUGAUGCAGCAUCUCACUGUGGAUCCCCCUCCGGAAGACGAUGUUCGUGAACCAAGGAGAGCUUCUCUCAUUCGACGUAUCAGUUGGGGGAGGAAGAGUCGCAGUCCUUCUGCUCAUUCUGAUAGGUCUGGUGGUCAGCCUCAAGACCCGAAUCUGUGCACUGCUUGUGCGGGCUGGGCUGCUGAUAUUGACUCUACCUUUGAUACCAUGGAUGACUUCUUUACAAGAGGUCUGAAUCCGACAUCGGCAGAUACUCUUGAGAACAAGGAGAGCACUUUGGGACGGUUGAAGGAUCUGGAAGAGAAUCGCUUCAUGACGAAAUGUCCGCUCUGCAAGCUAUUCCUCUCAGUACAUGUCCCCGGCGAGGGAGAAGGAGAUCUAUAUCUCUCUGGUUUCUCAGCAAGAGAUACGAAUUAUCUCAUCGACAACCACACCAUGUUCGAUCAGGGUCACUCGUCCAAGAAUAAGGUCAAGGGCGUCAGCCCAGCCUUCCUAGGUGUUGUCCCCAAAAAGAGCGGUGAUGGCGCUUUGAGCUGGGAUGUGAGCGCCGAUUGGUUCCGUGGUUCGGGUAUGCUUUACAGAACAUUUCCUGAAGCUGCGCCGACAAAUGAACUUCUCAGCGCAAGGUCAGAAGGAAGACAUUCGCGUGCAAACUCUAUAAGCGGCGAUAACAGCGGAUGGCAGAAGAAGGGUAUUUGGGGUCGCGAGCUGGAGACUAUGAUUGAUAUGGGUAUUGGGCAGGAUUGGCUACGGUUCUGCGAAUUUUAUCACCAGGGACGAUGUGGUCGACGACCAAUUGGACGUGAAAUGCCGGGGUUCAAGCUUGUCGACUGCGCAAAGAAUCCUCCGCAGGUUGUUACCGCGUCUAUCUCCGAGCGAUAUGCUGCGUUGAGUUAUGUCUGGGGAGGAAACACAAAGACAGAGACAUGGCCCAAGGUUGUGUGGGAUGCAGUUAUUGCGUCCAAAGAUCUUGGGAUAAGAUAUCUCUGGGUCGAUCGUCUUUGCAUGGAGCAGCUGCAACCAGUUGAACGUGCAACACAGAUUGCCAGGAUGGACGAAAUCUUCGAAGGUGCGAUUCUGGCGAUUAUCGCAGCUUGUGGUGAAGAUGCCGAUUACGGUCUACCGGGUGUAGGCUCAAGAGCACGACAACAGCAACCAAAGUACGAAUUCGUCAAUUCCAACAUCACACUCGUAUCAAGUCUUCAAGAUCCGAGAAUAGCCAUCAAAGACUCAAAGUGGUACCAGCGAGGCUGGACAUACCAAGAAGGUCUCCUCGCACGACGUCGCCUUAUCUUUACAGAUCAGCAGAUGUACUGGGAAUGCGAAGGCAUGUGCUGUCCAGAGUCACUCAUCCUACCGCUCGAAUUCUACCAUGAUAUGGAGGAGCAGCGCAUGUGCGACUUUAUGAGACCUGGUUUGUUCAACGGCGUGUCGUUUGUGGACGGGAGCUGGGAGCGCUGGAAGAGGCUUCCCGGUAAGGCGGAGGAGCCGAGUACAUUGAGUAUCUUCCGAGAAGCGGAUCAACAUAUCGUGAACUACACAAAACGAGAUCUAACAUACGACCAAGAUUCGCUGAAUGCAUUUUUGGGAAUGUUGAGACGUCUUGAGACGACUAUUGGACGGGGCAAAAUGUUCAAUAUUCUAGGUGUUCCGCUUUGGGCGCCGCAGGGAGAUCAAGGUCCUGCAGUGACAGGACUCCCACGUACACGCGACAUCUUCGCUCUAUCGACAUGUUUCUGGCAUCAUAAAGAAGGCGUGAUAGCCACACGGCGUCCACACAUGCCCAGCUGGACAUGGGCAGGCUGGAAAGGCCCUGUCGAUUUAUACUCGUCUAUUACAGUAGUCGAUCCGGACAGCAAAGCCAUCCAGCGCAAGUAUAACCACCAUCACUACGUCAGUGCCACCCACGUCUCCCGCAACGACCCCAACUCCAUCCGCUGGACUUACUCUCCCAAUAUUGUGCUGGUCAACCGCGACGGAAGCGUAGCCUACGACUUUGGCGCCUCGUCAGCAGUCACAGGCAUGCCCCCUGCACCACCAAACCUGCACCUCCGUCCCUACGGCAUCCACGUCCCCAACCCAUUCGUGUUAGAUCGUGUAAAAGCACGCUCGCACCCCGACGGAUGGAUUUUUAACCGCGUGAGCUGCGACGUAAGGAUGAGUCGCGGUGCUGUUUCGAUGAGAGAGUAUAUCGAACGACAUGCACGGGGCGAACAAAUGAGUGUGCUAUGGUUCGUGGAAGAAGCGCUUGUUAUGCUCCUUGUUGUGGAGAGGGUUGAACGGGAAGGUAGAAUUGUGUGGGAGAGGGUUGGAAGAAUGAGGAUGGGAUUUCCUGAGGAGGCGAGGGAGGUUGUUAAAAGAUGUGUCCGGUUGGAGAAUUUGGUUGCAGAACUGCCUCUGAGACGGUUGGGAGAGGACAUUGUUAUUGAGUAG